Molecule: messenger RNA, 2584 nt
Organism: Arvicanthis niloticus (Nile rat)
Lineage: Eukaryota; Metazoa; Chordata; Mammalia; Rodentia; Muridae
Gene: Pla2g4d
Product: phospholipase A2 group IVD
Biological process (GO): glycerophospholipid catabolic process
Cellular component (GO): cytosol
Molecular function (GO): calcium ion binding; calcium-dependent phospholipid binding
Source: RefSeq, a predicted model, not a curated record
UUGGAUGUGGAGUGAAGACAGAAGAGUUGGCAUGGAGAGCCUGUCACCUGAGAGACUACCUGGUCGUCCUCACCAGGAGGAGGCCUCUGUCUUCUGCCGGCUUACUGUGAAGGUCCUGGAGGCUCGGAAUCUGCCCAGGGCUGACCUGUUGAGUAAGGCGGAUCCAUAUGUGACUCUGCAGCUGCCAACAGCUUCUGGAAGGAAAUUCAAGACCCAAACAGUCACCAACUCCAGUCACCCUGUAUGGAAUGAGACCUUCAGUUUCCUCAUCCAGAGUCAGGUCAAGAAUAUUCUAGAACUGUCUGUCUAUGAGGAAGACUUAAUUACGAAAGAUGACGUCUGCUUCAAGAUUUCUUAUGAUGUCUCAGAAAUCCUCCCUGGACAACUGUUCCAGAAAACCUUGAGCCUGAAUCCUCAGGGACCGGAAGAGUUAGAUGUGGAGUUUCUGAUGGAAAGAACGUGGGACCCUCCAGAAAAGCUCAUCACCAACAAUGUUCUUGUGGCCCGAGAACUGUCACACCUGGAUAUUUCCCUGGACAGAGCUGGAAACACCACCGUGGCAGGAGGUCAGGACAAACUAGAACUGGAGCUUAUGCUGAAGGAGUCAUAUGAGGACACACAGACACUUUCCCUGGACACAGCUUUUACCUCCAGCUUCCACUACAUGAGGGGCCAAGACACAGAGCUGAAUGGGUACCUGAGGAGCUCCAGAAACAGUGGUUGGAACUCAGCUUCCUCAGCGACACCUUUCAGUGUACCCUUGAAGUCGUUGGCCCCAGGGAAGGAGGUGACCCUAGACAUUCCUGCUAUGAAGACUCCAGAAGGGAAGCUUCAGCUUAAGACAGACUGUUGCCCCAAGGAGCUGUCUGUGCGGCUGAGCUAUGGGCUCUGUCCAGAGGAGCAGGCCUUCCUAGGCAGGAGGAAGAAGGUGGUUGCUGCUGCCCUGAAGAAGGCUCUGCAACUGGAUGAAGACUUGAAAGAGGAUGAGAUUCCUGUUGUGGGCAUCAACGCUGAGGGAGGAGGCAUGCGGGCUAUGAUCUCACUCUACGGCCACCUAUUGGCACUUCAGAAGUUGGGCCUCCUGGACUGUGUGACCUACUUCAGUGGCAUCUCCGGCUCUACAUGGACAAUGGCCCACCUGUACAGGGACCCAGAGUGGUCACAGAGGGACCUCAAGGAACCCAUCAGUCAUGCCAGGGAGCAUGUGGCUAAAAGCUUGCUGAAGGAAUUCCUCCCCGAACAGUUGGCAAGCUACCGCCAGACACUGAAGCUUCGGGAAGAGCAGGGCUACACCAUCUCCGCAGCAGACCUGUGGGGCCUGGUGCUGGAGUCCAAACUGCAUGGGCAGGUGACAGAUCAGAAGCUGUCAGGACAGAGAGCUGCACUGGAGCGGGGUCAGAACCCUUUGCCUCUCUACUUGAGCCUCAAUGUCAAAGAGAACCACCUGGACACCCUCCACUUCAAGGAAUGGGUGGAGUUCUCUCCCUAUGAAGUUGGGUUCCUGAAAUAUGGAGGCUUUGUCCCUUCUGAGCUGUUUGGCUCUGAGUUCUUCAUGGGACGGCUGAUGAAGAGGCUUCCCGAGUCCCAGAUUUGCUUUCUAGAAGGUAUCUGGACCAACAUUUUCUCUGUGAACGUGAUAGAUGCCUGGUGUGACAUCAGCCCUGGGAAUGAUUUCCCUGUGGUUAUCCAGAACUCAGAGAAGGAGUUCUCAGCCUCAACAGGAACCUCCUCUGGUGCGGAGGCCCCAUGGCUGGAGCCUGGAACAGCUCUGGCUCAGGCAUUUAAGGGCUUUCUGACUGGCAGGCCAUUGCACCAGCGAAGCGCCAACUUCCUCCAUGGCCUCCAGCUGCACCGAGACUACUGUAACCAGAGAGACUUCUCCACCUGGGCAGAUUGCAACCUAGAUGACACCCCAAAUCAACUGACCCCACAGGACCCUCAGCUCUGCCUAAUUGAUUCUGGCUGCUUCAUGAACAGCAGCUGUCCCUCCCUGUUCCGCCCAGGUCGCCAAGUGGACCUCAUACUCUCCUUCAACUACAACCAAUCCUUUCCCUUUAAGGGUCUGCAGCAAUAUGAGAAAUACUGCAAAGCUCAAGGCCUGUCCUUCCCCCGUGUGGACCCCAGCCCUGAGGACCACCGCCAGCCCCAGGAAUGUUACCUUUUCUCAGACCCCACCUGCCCAGAAGCACCUGUUCUGCUGCACUUCCCGCUAGUCAAUGACUCCUUCAGGGACCACUCAGCCCCUGGUGUCCAGCGUGGCCCUGAUGAGCUCAAGGCUGGGCAGAUGAAUCUCACAGGGGUUACCUCCCCAUAUUUCAUAUACAACAUGACCUAUAAGAACGAAGAUUUUGACCAGUUGCUUCAGCUCUCUGACUACAAUGUUCAGAACAACCAGGGCACUAUCCUUCAGGCCCUGAAGACAGUUCUGAAACGGAGGGCUUCAGAGACCAGGCCAUUGGGAAUGAAGAAGUGAGGCUUCUCAGGGAGUCUGUAAGGUUUUGAAGACCACACUAUGACCCUCCAACUUCCAAGAGCUUAACUCAGCCUGCAGCUAGGCACAAUCACAAUGCCUCUGGAUGGAGCU